AUGGUAGAUGACCUCAGAAAGAUUUUGGACAAACAUAAUGAUAAGUACAACGAUUUCCGUGACGUGUUCGUCACAUCGGUGAUUUCUAAAGCCGGCACUCAUAAAGUGAACACUGCUAACGUUCUUGCAUUGGUGAAAACGUUUUGCGAAAUCGUAAUUUCUGUAAAGAGCCCUGAUGAUUGGGAAGAAUUAAAACAGCAUUGCAAAACUCUUGAGCAGCAACUUGGCAAGUUGUUCAAUAUCGAAGGCUUUUCCUUCACCGGCCAGGCGCGGACUGUCUACCAGCUUAACACUGAGAGAUUUGCGGGGGAGACAGCGGAAUGGUUUAGAAAUAAUUUGCACGAAGUUCAACAUAAUGUGAAACAAAUAGAUACAAAAUUCCCAGUCGACAACACUCGACAUUUGUAUUAUCUUCAGCCAUUUGCAACAGAAAACAUAUUCCCCUACGGUUUUAUAUUUGGUAAAGACAGAUAUGGAACGCUGGGAGACGCGUGGAAGACGUUGUCGGAUCAUUGGGACAGUGUCAUAGAUAUGCUGGGCAGAAAUGGUGACGGUUUGGAUAAGUUAAAAAGAAUUCUAGAUGGUGAGCCGUGCCGUCCGUCGGCUCCGCCUCCAAAACCGCGACCUAGGCCGGCGCCUGCGCCCAGGCCCCCGAGGCCUGCACUACCAUCAGGGGCUUACAGAGCUUCGGGUGGAAGGACAUCCGGUCCAAGGCCUUUUGGAAGUCGGUCGUCUGUUGGGAGCCAUGGUUCUGGUGUUAGAGCAGGAGGUGCAAGAGGGAUGGGGGCCAACCAUAGAGGUGGGAUCCACAGUAGAGGAGGGGGACCGGGGGCUCAGAGAGACAGAGGAGGCCCGGGGCCUCGAGGUGCUGUAGGCGCUCCAGGUGCCAGGGGAACACAGAGGAGCAGCAGUCCAGGGCAUACAAUGUCUACUCAGUCUCAACCCUUACAAUCUCAAGAUGAUCUCCAGUCUGGUUCUCAGCAACCUCUACCUGCCGUCUCCAGUGCCCCUAGCUCCACUAGUCAGCCCGGUGCCCCGGGUCCAACUUCAAGUGGCAGUGAUGUUUCUGGUCAACAGUCUGGCACCUCUCAAGAUGCUGCACGUACUCAGCCUCCGAGUGUUACAAGUUCAGGCUCUGGGACAACUGGUGGCCAGGGGCCUGGGCAACAAGGUGGUCAUGUUGUUAGUCAACAAGGUAAUCAAGUUGUUAGUCAACCAACAAGUCAAGGCGUCGAUCAAACUCCAAGUAGCGUCGGUCCUACGUCGGCUGGCCCGGCGUCUGGUGGAGGUGGAGGACCGGCGUCCGCUAAGCCUAGCGUUCCAGCUACGCCGCUUCAACCAACAAAACCACCACCCCCUCCUCCACCGUGUUCAAGCGGCAUGGCACAUGCGAAAUUUGGCGGAAGAAAAUUAUGUUUUCCGAAUCCUAAGGUGCGUAAGCCGACUUCCACUUUCGCCCUGUCUGAACAAGACCUUAAUACAGUGUGGACUCGUGUACAGGAGGAAAAAUCAUAUAACACAGAUCAUACACAAAAAGACACUCAAGGUCCACAAACUCGACAAGCCUCCAGUAUUUCGAAUCAGCAUCUCCAUCCUUCCAUUCAUUCCUCUCAACCUCCCUCACACCAUCCUGGUGUUUCACUUCCGGCCGCUCCUGGACCGAGGGGAAGUCAGCCUGAUAACUAUCGGGAUAUUGACAACUCUGGACCAGUAAAUCCAGCUGCGGUGCGUUUAGCUCGUUGGCUUCAGGAUUCCACUCUUGUCAGUGGCCACCCUGUUGUGGAUAAAACCGACGAUCCGAAUGAAGAAUAUGUGAGAGUACAGCGCAAAAAGAAUGCGGAACAAAAAUUGGCUGAUGUGCAGAAAAAAAUUUAUGAACAACAAAAUCGUAGGAACUUGUUCACUGGAAAGGCCAUAUCAAACGCUAAAGGCAUAGCGGAUUCUGCGGUUCCACAAGGCUCCGCCGGUAUUGGAGUUCCUAUGGGUUACCCUAUAAAGCAACCUAAAAGUGCAACAAAAUCUCCACCGUUGCCGCAAACAACAUUUGGCCCCAGUACCGCUAGCAUCCCACAGGGCUUGGAUUUAACAAAACAGCAUAUUCCCACCAAGCCUCCACCCGUGAUCACUUACAAUGAUAUCGCGCCGCUCACUGGGCAGGUUAACGUCCCACCGACACAGACAUUGCCAGAUGUUUCCGGUACUCCAAUUAAGAAUUCUCCGACAACAAUUACAAGCGUUAAAAUCUCACCAGACCUUGGCGUAUUGAAUCCAUUGGUGUCGGAUGCUAAGGGUCAGCCCAUUUCGGACCCCAACAUAGGACGUCGCAUGCCACCGCUUCCAAACUCAAAAGCGAUGCAGCUCUCUCACACUCUGACAAAACCGCCAAUGACAGUCGUAAUAGGCGACCAUGACAUGGCGAGCCUCGCAAACAUCACAGUUAGCAAUGUCACAAGUGCUCCUAAGCCGUUUCCAAAAAUCUCACCAUCCGAUGCUAUGGCAACAGGCUACCCUAUCAAGCCGCCAAAAUUGCCAAAACAAUCUCUACCGGCGCUGUCUUCGACAGUGGAGCUCACAGGAAAUUCAAUUCCUGAUUUUGACUCAAAAUACCCUUGGUUGCCCCCUUCCCCAAACCAAAAGCUGGCUGCGCCUCCUCUUCCUGCCCCAAUCGAAUUAGAAAUCGAAAAGCGGCACAAAACUGAGAUUGCGUUCGACGCGCAAAUUGAAGCGCCACCCACAGCAACACAAGGCUUCACGAAACCACCGUCUCGGACUACCGUACCACCUAUGGAGUGGAUUGAGCCUGCCAUUUCCAUGAUGUCGUUGCCAGGUAAAGCUGCGGACGCAUUCACUGUCAGCGUGGAUGAACAUGAUAAUGUGAUAAAUCCAGGCGCUGCGGAAUUUCUGAAGAAGUUUGAUCUCAACACAACGCCGGAUGUCUAUCAAUGCCAAAACCCCUGGUACGUCCCCGAUUCCUCCACCAUUUCCGUGACUCCAACUCCAUCCCCUCCCCCAGCCUCUGACCAUAUGCCCCCGCCGGACACCAUCCGGGAAAUGCUCCACUGGCUGGUGGGCUUUAGUCAAUAUGGGCAUAUUCCUUUCAUUGCGGACCAUCUUAAGGACAUUUUGAAGGAGUUUAACAAGGAUGCCUCACAGCUCUCAGAUGCCCUCGAGGUCACUGGGGAUCCCACUCAGCUGACCGCUUCCCAUAUCUCCAACACUCUGACCGAGGCGUGUCUCUACUCGGCCAACGUGCUUUUCAGGAUUAAGCAUAAAGAUACUUCUAAGGCUAUUUCAAUGCCUGACUUCAGCUUAGAAUAUUCCAAGCUUCAUUACUCCACCGAUCCCGCCCGCCUCCUCUGCCAUCUGCGGGACUACGUCUACGCUUGCUACCACCAGUUGGCGUUCAUAAAGUCGCGGUGUUAUCGGAACACCAAGGACGGCGGUUGGCAAGAUUGUCAGUACGGCCGUGAUGUGUCAUCUUUCAACUCCCCCCUCCAGGCCUUCCUGACUGACGCCUCGGACUCCAAGUUCAAGACGUACCCCUUCGACCGCUGCAACAUCUGCUGCAAGAGCCGUGUCAACAUGGGAUUCAGGGAGAAGGAUUUGCCUGCGUCUCAGCAAACUGGCAACUUCCUUCUCACCAUCCUCUCCCCCACCUGCGGCGGCGAGGAUCCCCUGCUGACACUGGCCUCUUACCUCAACUGCCUCACCAGGCGGACGCCGCGCACCACCGGGGAGCUUGUCUCCUUCUUCCACAAUUUCGGGAAUUCGCUUCAUGAUGUGUCUUCACAGCUGUCUCAACUGGGAUCCGCCCUCUCCACUCGACAUGACGACUGCCCCGGCUGGGACAGUCUCAAGGACGCCGACCUCCAAGCCGUCCAGGGCAUCCGGGGCUCCGCCACUCCCACCGCCAACCACGACAAGGACCAUCCCAAGACCCUGUCCACGCUGCUUGGCUGCGACGCCAACAACUCCCACUGCAGUCCACAUUGUUCGCCCAUCACCUACCGGGCCUACGCCCUGUACUCUUCCAGCUUCGUACACCACUACCUCAGCUGGACGGUGUAUCUACCCGACAGACUCUGGGAGUCACUGCUCAAGUUGCACUGCGAUCUCGAGAAGCUCCAAUGUCACGACUCUAACUCCAAGUCCCUCCACAAGUGUGACAAGGCCCUGCCCCUCCUCUACACUCACGGCAUCAACCCGCCGGACGGGACACUGCAACCAUCACUCACGUGUUCGGACGUCAUCACCAAAUUGGAGGCAGUGAUCUCAGGACAGCCUAUCGCAAGCCUCAUGACCGCCAUGGACACAUUCCUCUACGGCAUCCGUGCCCCCUUCCUCUACACUGUGUUCACACUCUGGCUCAUCGCCACGCUCUACAUUCUCCACUCACUCCUCUACCGCAUGGACGUCCUCCGCAUCCGCUCCCACCUACUCACCAGCAGGGCCUCCCACCUCAUCGACGUCAAGGCGCUGCUCGCCGGCAGCCGCAGGAUGCUCUCGCUCUACAAGGACGUGGAUUACUUCGACGAUGACCUUCACUCUUGA
Messenger RNA from Babesia ovata, 4551 nucleotides. RefSeq names its product ribosome binding protein. The record is from RefSeq and is a predicted model, not a curated record. The coding region runs from base 1 to 4551 and encodes 1516 amino acids. Lineage: Eukaryota; Apicomplexa; Aconoidasida; Piroplasmida; Babesiidae. The transcript is spliced from 2 exons.